Molecule: messenger RNA, 1524 nt
Organism: Toxoplasma gondii ME49
Lineage: Eukaryota; Apicomplexa; Conoidasida; Eucoccidiorida; Sarcocystidae
Product: SNARE domain-containing protein
Exons: 10
Coding region: 1-1485 (494 amino acids)
Biological process (GO): intracellular protein transport; vesicle fusion; vesicle-mediated transport
Cellular component (GO): SNARE complex; endomembrane system; membrane
Molecular function (GO): SNARE binding; SNAP receptor activity
Source: RefSeq, a predicted model, not a curated record
AUGUCUUUCCAGCAGCCUGCGACGCCUCUUCUGGCGACGUCGGGAUUGCCGUAUACCUCGCCCGGCCACCCGCACAACUCAAGUUUCUCUCCCGCAGAAGGCGACGCGCAGCCUGUCCAAGCUGCCUCGCCGGGCUCCGCCAGCGGAAGCGAUUCGUCGCUCGACCGGCAGAUUCGCACCAACAUUCAAACGAUUCGGUCCAAUCUCCUCGCGAUCGAAGAAAAUCUCGGAAAUUUGAAUCGCCGUUUCGUGUCUCGGCGAAUUGUCGAGAGCCUCCACGAUCGACUGCGAGAGACCUACGACAUCGUUCUGUCGACUGAGCGCCUUUUCAAAGACUGGCAGGCAGAACAGCAAGGACAGUCAAUAGACGUUUUGGAGCGACAGCGACGGCGAUUUCUGUACGAGAAGCUCUCGGCGCACUUCCAGGAAGAAAUCCGGAAAGUUCAGGCAAUCUCUGAGCGGGUUCGCGAGGCGGCGGAGCGCGUCGCUGACAGCAGCUCGUUUCCGGAGACUGGCCGGUCGGAGGCGAAUGGUGCCGAGGGCCUUCCGCGCCCCACAUCGGCGCCGCUGUCUCCGCUGGCGCCAGGCGAUCGGCGGCGAGAUGGACCCGGAGGAGGUCGGUCGGGGCUUCGCGCUACGGCGGCGCCGCAGAGCGGCCGGGGCGCGGCGACAGAGCUGUCGAGGAAAGGUCGCGCAGGUUCCCCCUUCGGAGUCGUGCUGGACUUGGAGAACGUGACGAUGAUGGACGAUGAGCGAGAGCAGUUCUUCGUCGGAGACGACGAACAGGAACUGUGCAACGAGAUGGAGGACGUGGCGGAGCAUGAGAGUCUCCUCCAGCGAGCAGUAGCUGAGGAACGGUACAGAGGCAUGCAGCGCAUCCACGGCCAGGUGAAGCAGGCAAAUCAAAUCUUUAAGGAUCUCGCCCAGUUGGUUUUGCAACAGGAUGCGGGCGUCGAGAGCAUUGAGUCGCAGAUGCAAGCGGCGCACAGCCACAUCAAAGGGGCAGCAUCGGAGCUGCGCAUCGCCCACCAGAUGCACAGGCGUUCGCGGCAGAGACGGUGUCUGCUGUUACUUCUCGUCUUCGCCGUUCUCUCCUUUCUCUUUUAUCUCUACUCGUCCUUGUCUGCUGUCCUGCGAAGCCCUCCAAACAUCGCGCCGGACCCGACUCUCUCUCUGUCGGCCCCGGUUGCACUGUCCGACCGUUCGGAUGGGGCGCGCGACUCUUUCGUCGCACCGGUCGUGGACCAGAAUGAACGGCCUGAGCGCAGCGGUUUGUCGCAGGCGACAAUUGGAAGUGGAGAGUUGUCUGAAACUUCGCCGGCAGGUCACGUUCCUGGGGUGGGGGCUCGUUUCUCAAUUGGAGGUGCCGUGAAGCGAGUCCUUGAAUCGGCGCCCAUGAGCGCAGGAGGCCCGACGGUCUUUCUGCCCAGCGCCCUCGGUGGGGCGUCUGCUGACCGGGGACUUCUGCCCCAGAGUCCGAACUAGCGUGUUCACGAAAGAACACAGCCAGCAGCGAGGUGAAAC